Ascoidea rubescens DSM 1968 is the source of this 606-nucleotide messenger RNA. Its product is annotated as protoplast secreted protein 2 precursor. The coding region runs from base 1 to 606 and encodes 201 amino acids. The transcript has a single exon. Gene Ontology annotation, molecular function: NAD(P)H dehydrogenase (quinone) activity; FMN binding. NCBI's taxonomy places the organism in Eukaryota, Fungi, Ascomycota, Saccharomycetes, Ascoideales, Ascoideaceae. The record is from RefSeq and is a predicted model, not a curated record.
AUGGCCCCCAAAGUCGCAAUCGUCUACUACUCCUUAUAUAACCACAUCUUCACUUUGGCUAAAGAAGCUAAAAAGGGAAUUACUGCUGCUGGUGGUGUUGCUGAUUUAUUCCAAGUCCCAGAAACUUUGUCUCCCGAAAUAUUGACUGCUAUGCAUGCUCCACCGAAACCAGCAGACAUCCCAAUUGCAACAAACGAAACUUUGCAAUCUUACGAUGCUUUCUUAUUCGGUAUUCCAACAAGAUAUGGUAACUUCCCAGCUCAAUGGAAGGCCUUCUGGGAUGCCACUGGUGGUUUAUGGGCUUCUGGGGCUUUACACCACAAACCUGCUGGAAUCUUUNUCUCCACUGGUACUCCAGGUGGUGGUCAAGAAGUCACUGCUUUAAAUGCUUUGUCCACUUUAACUCACCACGGCUUGAUCUAUGUUCCAUUAGGCUACAAGAACAAUUUUGGUCUACUCACCAACCUUGAUGAAGUCCAUGGUGGCUCUCCUUGGGGUGCUGGUACCUAUGCUGGUGCUGAUGGUUCCAGACAACCAACUAAAUUAGAAUUGGAAGUUGCUUUCAUUCAAGGUAAAACCUUUUACGAAACCAUCCAAAGAUUCUAA